UUAGUUUCCCUCUCAAACGGAGAGUAAAGUCCUCACAUUUUCCACUCUAGGGCUAAUCUCAAUUCUUCAUCUUCUUCAACCUCUGGUUUCUGUAAAUUCAAACCAAACACUUAUCACCUUCCCCACGUCCCUCAAUUUCGGAUUCAUUCAUAAAGAUUCACCCUUUACCUUUUUGGAUUGUGUUUUUGUUUUGUCGAGUGUGGUGAAUCGAUUACCCAAAAUUUCUUGGUUUCAGGGUCAGUCUAGUCUCUGUGUUUUUCCUUUCAGUCUGUAACGAUGGAGGUAAGUUUGACAGCGGGGGCAAUCGGGAAGAUAAUGAGUGGAGAAGUGACGAAGGAGAUAGAUAUGAUGCCGGUGUUGCAAGUGACGGAAGUGAGGCAGAUUAAGAGUCAGCAAGAGCCAGUGAGAGAGAGGUUUAGGAUGUUGGUAUCAGAUGGGACACAAUUGCAUCAGGGAAUGCUCGGGGCUGAUCUGAACCAUCUUGUGAAAUCAGGAACUCUCCAAGCCGGUUCCAUUGUUCGCCUUACUAAAUUCCUCUGUAAUGUCAUCAAAGAUCGAAGGAUUGUUAUUAUAAUGCAAGUGGAUGUGAUUACAACGAAAGCUGAUAUAAUUGGACAUCCUGUUCUAGGAGGAAAGACUAAUGAUCAACGGGUAGCGGAUUCUAGUAAUAAGUCAAAUGCUACUGGUUUUGAGCAACAGGGUAGGAGUGAACCGAUUGCUAGCUGUCAAAUUAACAAUACUGAGACAGGGAGAAGCAAUGCUGCUAUUUCACCAGAAGUUGGUCAUAGACAAGGGUUUGGUGCUGGUUCUAGUGUUCCUACAUCAACACCUUCCACUUGGGCAUACAACAAUACCGAGACAGGGAGAAGCAAUGCUACUAUUUCAUCAGAAGUUGGUCAAAGACAAGGGUUUAGUGCUGGUUCUAGUGUUCCUGCUUCAGCACCUUCCACUCGGGCAUACAACACUCCCGAGACAGGGAGAAGCAAUGCUGCUUUUUCACCAGAAGUUGGUCAGAGACAAGGGUUCGGUGCUGGUUCUAGUGUUCCUGCUUCAGUACCUUCCACUCGGGCAUACAACAAUCCAUCUGCAGGUCAGGGAGUCCCUAGGCAGGACCAUGCUCGUGAUCCUCCAACUAGUUAUCCUCCUCGUCAGCCUGCUUAUCAGCCGCAGAUACCACCACCGAUGUAUGCAAACAGGGGACCAAUGGCAAGGAACGAAGCACCUCCUAGGAUAAUCCCAAUUAAUGCUCUUAGCCCGUACUCGGGUAGGUGGACCAUCAAGGCCAGAGUCACAAAUAAAGCAGGGCUUAGGCAAUACAGUAAUCCCCGUGGGGAGGGGAAAGUAUUCAGCUUUGAUCUUCUUGAUGCUGAUGGUGGAGAAAUACGGGUCACUUGUUUUAACGCUGUGGCUGAUCAAUUCUUUGACCAGAUCGUUGUUGGUAAUGUUUAUCUGAUUUCGAGGGGAAGUUUGCGGCCUGCUCAGAAGAACUUUAAUCAUCUUCCCAAUGAUUACGAAAUCAUGCUGGAUAAUGCAUCAACUAUAAAACAAUGCUAUGAGGAGGAUGCUGUCAUUCCACGCCAUCAGUUCCAUUUCCGUAUCAUAGGUGAUAUUGAAAGCAUGGAGAAUAACAGCAUCAUCGAUGUAAUUGGUAUUGUGUCGUCUAUCAGUGCUACUGUAGUAAUAAUGAGGAAAAAUGGAACUGAAACACAGAAAAGAUCACUUCAGUUGAAGGAUAUGUCAGGCCGAAGUGUCGAGGUAACUAUGUGGGGUGACUUCUGCAAUGCCGAAGGACAGAGGCUGCAAAAUCUUUGUGAUUCUGGUGGGUUUCCGGUACUUGCUGUUAAGGCGGGCAGGAUCAGUGAAUUUAACGGAAAGGCAGUGAGCACCAUUGGAUCAAGUCAACUGUUCAUUGACCCAGAUUUUGUUGAAGCCCAGAAACUGAAGGACUGGUUUGAGAGAGAAGGAAAAAGUGUCCCUUGCAUCUCCAUUUCUAGGGAGUUUACCGGCAGUGGCAGAGUAGAUGUUCGCAAAACAAUUUCUCAGAUUAAAGAUGAGAAGCUAGGGACCUCAGAAAAACCAGACUGGAUUACAGUCAGUGCCACUAUUAUAUACACGAAGUUUGACAACUUCUGCUACACAGCUUGUCCUAUCAUGAAUGGUGAUCGGCCAUGCAGCAAAAAGGUCACAAGCAAUGGAGAUGGCACAUGGACUUGUGAAAAGUGUGAUAAAAGCGUUGAUGAAUGUGACUACAGGUAUAUACUGCAGCUCCAGAUACAGGACCAUACGGAUCUUACCUGGGUCACAGCAUUCCAGGAGGCUGGUGAAGAUAUAAUGGGCAUGUCUGCUAAAGAAUUGUAUCAUGUGAAGUAUGUAAGUGAAGAGGAGGAAAAAUUCGAAAGUAUCAUCCGUAAUGUUGCUUUUACCAAGUACAUCUUCAAGCUGAAGGUAAAAGAAGAAACAUUUAGCGACGAACAGCGUGUAAAAGCAACAGUUGUGAAAGUGGACAAGGUAAACUAUUCAUCAGAUACCAGGACUAUUUUAGAUGCCAUGGAUAAACUCAGGAACAUAGAUGCAACUUCUCUUCCCAUAAAGCCAGAAGGAUCCAAUUACAGUGCUGAGGCAGUAAACACUAGUAUAAGAAGCUCAGGAACCAGAGAUCCUUCAUCAGUCGACAGAAGGGAUUUUGGUUUACAUGCACAUCAAUCGGGUCAAUAUGGGAAUCAGUAUAGUAGUGGCUCUGGGGCUCAUGGUGGUGGUGCUACGAGCUGCAAUGUCUGUGGAAACAGUGGUCAUGUUUCUGCAAACUGUCCAAGCGCUAACGAGCCACAAGGGCAGUACAUGGGAAACUCUUACAGAGGCACGUCUGGAAGUUAUGGAGGAGGAGGACCACCAAGGCAACAUGUUGGAAGCUACUGAGAUUCACAAAUUAUCACCUGAUUUUCUGAACUUUUUUUUGUACACUUUUUGGUUUUGGGAUAAUAAUGAACUAAUAAUGCGUGGCUUUUCUGAAGCCUUUCCAGGUUAUUUAUGCAUAUUUGGUUCUCUGUUUUUUGGUUUAUGCAAAUAUCAAACUCUGUUUGUGAA
Messenger RNA from Capsella rubella, 3084 nucleotides. Its product is annotated as replication protein A 70 kDa DNA-binding subunit E. The record is from RefSeq and is a predicted model, not a curated record. Gene Ontology annotation, biological process: nucleotide-excision repair; double-strand break repair via homologous recombination; DNA replication. Gene Ontology annotation, molecular function: single-stranded telomeric DNA binding; zinc ion binding; damaged DNA binding. NCBI's taxonomy places the organism in Eukaryota, Viridiplantae, Streptophyta, Magnoliopsida, Brassicales, Brassicaceae. The transcript is spliced from 2 exons. Gene Ontology annotation, cellular component: nucleus; DNA replication factor A complex. Bases 277 to 2916 code for a protein of 879 amino acids.